Messenger RNA from Metopolophium dirhodum (rose-grain aphid), 2489 nucleotides. RefSeq names its product protein arginine N-methyltransferase 1 (gene Art1). The transcript is spliced from 6 exons. Gene Ontology annotation, cellular component: nucleus. NCBI's taxonomy places the organism in Eukaryota, Metazoa, Arthropoda, Insecta, Hemiptera, Aphididae. Gene Ontology annotation, biological process: peptidyl-arginine methylation. The coding region runs from base 178 to 1320 and encodes 380 amino acids. Gene Ontology annotation, molecular function: protein-arginine N-methyltransferase activity. The record is from RefSeq and is a predicted model, not a curated record.
CUAUUCUGCAACCCCCAAUCCUCAUUAUUUUCUAAUGUUUGUAAUUCAACUGAAUGCGGGUUUUUUUGUUUUAACUUUUAAUAUAAAAUAUUAAUUUUUAUUGAACUUUAUUUGGUCCUCUCUGUAUUUUGUAUUUGAUUUGUUUGUAGCUAGUCACUUAUUUUUAACGUAGAAAUAAUGUCUCAAAUUGAAACGUCUGCCGAAAGUAAUGCCGAUACUAAAAUCGAUCCUAUGGAAGUAAUAAUGGAUAAUAAUGUUGUUGAUGAUGUUGCUGAAACGUCUUCUGCAUUAGCUGUAUCAAAUGGGUUAAAAAAUAGAUCAGUAAAUGUAAGUGAUAUGACUUCAAUGGACUACUAUUUUGAUUCAUAUGCUCAUUUUGGCAUACACGAGGAGAUGCUUAAGGAUGAAGUACGAACUCUCACAUAUAGAAAUUCUAUGUAUUACAAUAAACAUUUACUUAAGGGUAAAAUUGUAUUAGAUAUUGGUUGCGGUACUGGAAUUUUAUCUAUGUUUGCUGCUAAAGCUGGUGCAGCCAAAGUAAUAGGUGUAGAGUGUUCCAACAUUGUAGAAUAUGCUAAACAAAUCGUAGCGGAUAACCAUUUAGACCAUAUUGUGACAAUAAUCAAAGGAAAAGUUGAAGAAAUAGAUUUACCUGAUGGUAUUACUAAGGUAGAUAUUAUUAUAUCAGAAUGGAUGGGAUAUUGUUUAUUUUAUGAGUCUAUGUUGGAUACUGUACUUUAUGCAAGAGACAAAUGGUUAAAAGAAGAUGGAAUGCUGUUUCCUGAUCGUGCAAAUUUAUUCAUAACUGGUAUUGAAGAUAGACAAUAUAAAGAUGACAAAAUUAACUGGUGGGAAAAUGUGUAUGGAUUUAAUAUGAGUGCCAUACGUAAUGUAGCUAUAAGUGAACCAUUAGUAGACUGCGUAGAACCUAAGCAGGUUGUUACAAAUUCAAGUUUAUUAAAAGAAGUAGAUUUGUAUACAGUAAAAAAAGAAGACUUAACGUUUACUGCUCCGUUUAAUCUCCAAGUCCGUCGCCAAGAUUAUGUGCAUGCAUUGGUUACUUAUUUUACUGUAGAGUUCACCAAGUGUCAUAAACGUAUCGGCUUUUCAACAGCUCCAGAAUCACCGUAUACACAUUGGAAACAAACAGUAUUCUACCUGGAUAACUAUUUAACUGUGAAAAGAAAUGAUGAGGUGUAUGGCACUUUUUCAAUGUCUCCUAAUGAACGCAAUACUCGAGAUAUGGACUUUGUUAUUGACAUCGAAUUUAAAAAUGAUGUUAACGAUGUGACCGAAUCUAAUAAAUACCGUAUGCGUUAAUAGCAAUAAGAUAUCUUAUUUUUUAUUACAAUAAUUUUUUUUAUAUAUAUAUUACUUUUAACUUUUAAGAUAAAAAUAUUUACAAUGCCGAUUAUGGUUAAUUGAAGAACAAAAAUAGCAUUCAUUGAGAAGUAAUUUUAAUUAUGAUAAUAAUUAUUCUCUUUCUAAUAUAUUUUUUUAUUCAUUCUUCCACCAUUUUCCAAAAUCAAUUAUGUUUAUAAUUGAUAUUAAUUAGAUGCUCACUUACAGUAAUUAAGUGAAAUCUUAUAAUUUGUAUGCUAUUAAAAUAGUUAGAAAAAAAUUUUAAUAUUCAAUGUAUGUAGGUAACUUACAAACUUAAUAAUAGUGAUUUUAUUUGGAUUCACCUAUGUUUGUUCCUAAUUUUAAUUUUUUAGUCUUGCUUUUAUAAAAAAAAAUGUCUGGUAAUAAACUUAAUGUAUUUUUUUUUUUCUAUGAUUAUUUACAUUUCCUCUUUAUAAUUAACUGAAGAAUAUAAUUAAAUAUUACCAAAGUUAAAUAACUAAAUUUUAUAUUUCAAAAUAACUCCUAAAAUUUAAUUUAUCAUACUUAAUGAUUUAAUAAUAAUUUUACUAUUUAUCCAGGACAAGACCGGAAUUGGUAUAAUAUAUUAGUGUACGCAAGCUAAAUUGAUGGGGUAUUCCAUACAAGAAUAAUUUGGUCUUCCCUGUAAAAAAAAAUUUUCUGUUAUUGAAAUAGAAAAUCUUUUUAUUGAUAUAAGUUUUAUUCGCCCUUUUAAUUAUACAGGGUUAUGACAUGAACAUUGUCUUGCCUAAUUUAUUAAAUAUUUUUGUGCCAUUUUUGAAAACAAUUGUAUGUAUAGAAGGGAAGUGUAAUGUACUUUGUUGUUUAGUAUGUAAUGGAUGUGAUAAAUCACUGUAUAAGAUGAACAGCGGCAAUGUGUCAGCCUAUUUUAUACUACUAAGUAAUAUAAUAAGUGGUUGAACUAAUUUUUUCCAAAAAUAAUAUUACUAUUUAUCUUUAUAAUAUUUGAUAUUUCUUAUAUUAUUACUGCAGCUAUUAUCAAGCUAUAAAUCAAUCUCGGAGGAUGAUGUGAUUAGGUUUUUGUUAAAAUAUUCUUAGAAUUAAUCUAAAUAUUUUGUACAUUUCAUUGUUUGGUAAAUAAAAAUAGUAGAGACAAACAUUUUCAA